Messenger RNA from Penicillium cinerascens, 1308 nucleotides. It is a transcript of the gene pex26, whose product is annotated as protein pex26. The transcript has 2 exons. Lineage: Eukaryota; Fungi; Ascomycota; Eurotiomycetes; Eurotiales; Aspergillaceae. Bases 1 to 1308 code for a protein of 435 amino acids. The record is from RefSeq and is a predicted model, not a curated record.
AUGUCGACACAUACGAAGCUCACCUCCCCGUCCUCCACCAGCCCCACGAGGCUCUGCUCCAAGACAUACAAGAAAGCUUCCCAGCUGUACCUUACACGACGUCUACCAGAAUCACUCGCAUCUCUUCAGCCAAUUAUCAAUGUACCCUUAUCACAAGAUGACCAGUACACGAAUGGUGACUCGACCGCGGCCGCGGCCGUCGCGCCGAUCGCCACCGCCCCCGGCACGUGGAGAAUCAAGGUGUGGAAUCUCUACAUUACGCUUCUCAGCGCAAUAGUGGACCUCGGAGCGGAGGAAGGGAAGAAUCAAUUUGGCCAGAAGGAGUGGAAGUCAAUUGCGACACAAGUGCGGGAAGGAGGCAUUUGGCAGACUGUCGUACAGGUCGGCUACCAGGGCCGGGAAGGCUCCGUCGACGCCGAGGUUGUGUACAACUUAGCCACACUACUCCUGAACCAGUCUGCUUCUCAAGCCCUCAACCAGCAACGACUCGAAACCUACCUAUCAUCCUACGGACAACCCAACCUUGACCUUGCAGACCGUCUCCAAGAUGCCUCCAGUGGCUCUCCACCUCAGCGUAUUUCCGCGACAAGCGGAACCGAUACCCCGAAGGACCUGGCCGCCCGUGUGAGGAUCAUCGAGCUGUUCGUCUUGCAUGUCCUUCCCCGUAACGAGGAGUGGGAGUACGCCCACGAGUUCAUCAACCUGAGCGAAGUCCUAGACGAAGAGCGUAAAGACCUGUUCCUACAAACAUUGGAAAGUCUGAAGGAGGAGAAGGAAAGAGGAGAGUUACGUGCCGCGGAGUUGCAACGCCAGAAAGACCUAGAGCUCGAUCGGCAACGAGACGACGAACGCCGGAGAGCCGAGGAAGCCGCCGCGGCCACACCUCCGAAAGCCAACGGACACAAGCGCAACACCAGCGAGGUCGACUACGGGAUUGAGAAGGGCAGCGCUCGCGGUGCUUCCAAGGGCAAGGGCUCCAAGUCCUCGGAUAAGUCACCCACCAGCAAGUCCACAACACGGACUGCUCUUUCAUCGUCUAGCUCGAAGAACUCCAAGAAGCAGGUCAAGCCUGAGCCACGGGCCAAGUCACAAGCCGUGGCCAAUACGCUUCGCAAUCUGUUCAAGCAUAUUAUCCAGAGCAUUUCCGGAAACCCACUAUCAAUAGUGCGCACCCUGCUCUUUGUUCUCGGAAUCUUGAUGGCAAUGAGCCGACAGGACGUCCGCGAACGAGUCCGCAGGAUCACGGACUCUGCGUGGCAGAAAGUGAAGGGUACCGUCGGCAUGGGUGUUAAGGUGAGCUAUAUCUGA